CUACAGGCAGCAACCCAUUUGCUAGUUUCGUUUGCCUUUUCUCUCUCAGUCCCUCUCUUCAGUUCUCCUAAAAAACAAAGACCAAGUGAUGCAUUUGUUUUAAGGCGACCAAUAUCAGGUUUGAAGGUGUACUUUGAUGGUGCAGGUGUACGCAUACACUAGUUAGUAUGCCAAGACCUGUAUUUUCUAUGGAGAGGACAACACUUAUCUGGUAAAGGCAAAAAUGAACAUAACUUUGUUGGGGUGCUGCUCUGUCGGACAGCGUUUAUAAACCCUUUACAAUUAUGCUCAGCCGGAACUUACUCUCAGUCAACCUACCUUAUUUGAGAGGUUUUUUGUCAGCACCAGCUAGUUUUCUUGGAACUGGAGAUACAUUAAAGCAAGCUAGAGUAUUCACGAAUGAAGAUGUCAUAGAGUGCUCAAAAGUGAGACGUGACUAUAAUCAUCUGCAUUUGAAUUCUGAGUCUGCUCGAAAUGCUGGAUUUGAAGAUCGACUGGUACACAGGAUCCUUGUUACUUCCCCGGUCCCAAAUAUCACAUCUUCUCAUUUUGGCUAUGCAAAGAGGAGGCUAUCGGGUUGCUCCGAACCCGAUUUUGAGGAUUCGGGUGGUUUGAAGAGUCCUCAGAAGAAGACUCAGGUGGCUGAAUCGUUUUUGCACCGGUAUAGGAAGAAGGGCUUGCUUGUCACCGACAUUACUGGCAGUGAAUGGUGUGAAAAACAAAUGGAGUUUGUUCUCCUUGUUGGCAAGCGAAAAGAGAGUAUGGCAAUGAAAGCGGGUAUUGCUCGCCAUGCAAAACUUGAAGAAGAGGUUGUAAAAAAAGCUAAAGUUCGUGUCAAAUUGAUUGAAGAUAAAUGGGAUCCGAAGAGCAGGUUAUCAGUUUUGUCCGAACCCAAUAUCGAGGAUGCUGUAGGUUUGAAGAGUGCCCAGAAGAUGACUCGGGUGGCGGACUCAUUGCACCUGUGUAGGAAGAAAGGGUUGAGUGUCACGUACUUUAGUAUCAUCGACAUUGAAACCGUGCAAUGGUAUGACCGAAACAUGGAGCUUGUUUUCCUUGUUGGCAUGCAAGAAGUGAGUAAGGCUAUGGAAGCAUGUAUUGCUCGCCAUGUAAAACUUGAAGAAGAGGCUGUAAAAAGGGUUAAAGAUCGUGUCAAAUCGAUUGAAGUUGUAUGGGCUCUGAAGCUUCUGAAGUUUAUAACUGGUGUAGAUCAAUUACUGUUUGAAGGAUUGACACGUGAGCUGCCAAGAAUAGGUUUUAUAGAAGGGGUAUGGAUGGUGGGUGUGAUUGAUGAGAUUCGACUGUCUGUAACGGAAACCAACAGAAACCCAAUAUUAGUUGACACAAAGACUCGUGUGAAAGAUACACUUCCUCAUGAAUCACAACAAAGAAAUGGAAGGGUUCAGUUGAUGUGCUACAAAUGUAUUUGGGAUGCUUUAGCUGCCAAUAAAUUCCCAUCGGAGAAGUUUUAUGAUUUCUUUUCCUUGAAACCUCAUUACGUUUUACCUAAGACAAUCAGAGCGAGGACUGUUAAGUCAGGGUUCCCAGCGGUGACCCUUGAUGACAUAGUGAGACACUAUGGGAACAUGUGCAGCAACCUGCGACCUGCUCAUGACCAGCUGCUAUUGAGAUAUGAGUUACAGAGAGAUCAUUCAUUACUUGGUGAAGAUGAGUUUGCAUAUGACUCUGAUUGGAUCAAAAGUCAAAUUCAGUGUAGACUCGAGUUCUUGCGAGGAGAGCGUGAAGCCAGAUGCACUCCUAAGGAAGAGCGAUGGAAAUGCCUGUCCUGUCAACAUUCCAAUGACUGCCAAGAUAAAAAAGCAGACUAUAAUAGUCCACCAAGUUAGAGAAAAGCACCUGCAUUGGUUAUGUUUCAAUCAGCAUCCUAUACAAGGGUACAAGAAGCAUAAAUUUUUAGAGUUGCUUCUUUUUUGAGUUGCUUUUUUGGGGUAAUUGCUGUGUUGGAUUUGAGCUCUAGGAUGUACAUUGAAUGUAUCGUUUCUGUUGUUUCGUCAAACAGAUAUUCUAAAAUUCAA
Messenger RNA from Malus domestica (apple), 2033 nucleotides. RefSeq lists its product as uncharacterized. Gene Ontology annotation, molecular function: single-stranded DNA 5'-3' DNA exonuclease activity. Gene Ontology annotation, biological process: interstrand cross-link repair. Gene Ontology annotation, cellular component: nucleus. NCBI's taxonomy places the organism in Eukaryota, Viridiplantae, Streptophyta, Magnoliopsida, Rosales, Rosaceae. The record is from RefSeq and is a predicted model, not a curated record.